Molecule: messenger RNA, 1020 nt
Organism: Myxozyma melibiosi
Lineage: Eukaryota; Fungi; Ascomycota; Lipomycetes; Lipomycetales; Lipomycetaceae
Product: kinase-like domain-containing protein
Exons: 3
Coding region: 1-1020 (339 amino acids)
Biological process (GO): protein phosphorylation; positive regulation of transcription elongation by RNA polymerase II
Cellular component (GO): cyclin/CDK positive transcription elongation factor complex; nucleus
Molecular function (GO): ATP binding; cyclin binding; RNA polymerase II CTD heptapeptide repeat kinase activity
Source: RefSeq, a predicted model, not a curated record
AUGCAGGAACAGGUUGGAUCGAUUUAUGAGCGGCAAUCGCAAGUUGGCGAAGGCACGUACGGCAAGGUAUACAAAGCGAUCAACCAGAUCACGAAGGAGCGAGUGGCGUUGAAGCGUAUCCGGAUGGAAUCCGAACGCGACGGGUUCCCGAUCACUGCGCUGCGAGAGAUCAAGUUGCUUCAGUCUGUGAGGCACGAGAAUGUGGUGGCGUUGCUUGAGAUUAUGGUUGAGAAGGCACAGGUUUACAUGGUAUUCGAGUACGUUGACCACGACCUAACCGGGAUUCUGACGCACCCAAGCUUCAAGCUCGAGCAAAGCCACAUCAAGCAUCUGCACAAGCAGCUCCUCGAAGGUCUGGCGUACUUGCACAAGCGCGGGAUUCUGCACCGGGACAUCAAGGGCUCGAAUAUUCUGAUUAGCAGUAGCGGGGAUCUGAAGCUUGCGGAUUUCGGCCUGGCGCGGUUUUACAACAAGCACAAGUCGACGCUCGAGUACACGAACCGGGUGAUCACGCUGUGGUACCGCCCCCCUGAACUGCUGCUUGGCGCGACGGCGUAUGGCGCAGCGGUGGAUGUGUGGGGUGCCGGGUGCCUGAUGGUCGAGCUGUACACGCGGAGCGCUGUGUUUCAAGGCCAUGACGAGAUCGAGCAGUUGGAGGCGAUAUAUUCAGUGAUGGGCACGCCGACGAAAGAGAGCUGGCCAGAUAUGGACAAGCUGCCUUGGUAUGAGCUGGUGAAGCCGCCGGAGGAGAAGGCGAGUCGGUUCAAGUCGAUGUUUGAGAGUCUUCUUCCGCCAUGCGGCCUUGAACUAGCGAUGCAACUGCUAUCACUGAAUCCCGCUAAUAGGCCAUCAGCCGAGAAAGCGUUAGAGCACGAUUAUUUUGCGCACGAAGAGCCAAAGCCUGUGCGGCCUGAUAUGCUUGGUGAUCUUGGAGAAUGGCAUGAAUACGAAUCGAAACAGCGAAGGCGACGAGAGCGGGAACGAGCUGCGCAGCAGCAGCAGGCGGGAAAGAAGGAGUAG